AUGUCUACAGAUUCCAUCGUUAAGGCCUCCAAUUGGAGAUUAGUAGAAGUUGGUCGUGUCGUUUUAAUUAGAAAGGGUCCAUCAGUUGGUAAAUUAGCUACCAUUGUGGAAAUCAUCGAUCAAAAAAAGGUUUUAAUUGAUGGUCCACUUGCAGGUGUUCCAAGACAAUCAAUCAAUUUAGGUCAAAUUGUCUUAAUACCAUUAACUUUCGAAUUACCAAGAGGUUCAAGAACUUCCAUCGUUGCUAAGAAAUGGACUGAAGCUAAUAUUUGUGAUAAAUGGAAUGCUUCAUCUUGGGCUAAAAAGAUUGCUCAACGUGAAAGACGUUCUAAUUUGUCUGAUUUUGAAAGAUUUCAAGUCAUGGUAUUAAGAAAGCAAAGAAAUUUCAUUGUUAAGAAAUCAUUAGCUAAGGCUUGA
This is a messenger RNA of Naumovozyma dairenensis CBS 421, 417 nucleotides long. RefSeq names its product 60S ribosomal protein eL14 (gene RPL14A). Gene Ontology annotation, molecular function: structural constituent of ribosome; RNA binding. NCBI's taxonomy places the organism in Eukaryota, Fungi, Ascomycota, Saccharomycetes, Saccharomycetales, Saccharomycetaceae. The transcript has 2 exons. Gene Ontology annotation, biological process: ribosomal large subunit biogenesis; translation. Bases 1 to 417 code for a protein of 138 amino acids. The record is from RefSeq and is a predicted model, not a curated record. Gene Ontology annotation, cellular component: ribosome; cytosolic large ribosomal subunit.